AUGGCUACGUUUGUAUGCAGGGUACAGUUCUUAGAUGAUACUGAUCCAUUCAACAGCACCAAUUUUCCUGAGCCGACCAGACCGCCUCAGUACACUUUCAGGGAAGAUAUCCCCCUUAUCAAUCAGAUUGCUGGAGUCCACAGGCUUCUCAAAGCCCCACACAAGCUUGAUGACUGUGCCCUCCAGCUCUCCCAAAAUGGGAGCUACCUGGACUUGGAGUCUACCCUGGCAGAACAGAGAGAUGAACUCGAGGGCUUUCAGGAGGGAGGAAGAGGCAAGAAGCACAGCAUCAUCCUCCGGACACAGUUAUCUGUCAGAGUUCACGCUUGUAUCGAGAAACUCUACAACUCAAAUGGACGAGAGCUGAGGAGAGCCCUGUUUUCCCUCAAGCAGAUCUUUCAGGAUGACAAGGACCUGGUCCAUGAGUUUGUGGUGUCUGAAGGACUGACAUGUCUAAUCAAGGUCGGGGCUGAAGCAGACCAGAACUACCAGAAUUACAUCCUCAGGGCUCUGGGACAGAUCAUGCUGUAUGUGGAUGGAAUGAACGGCCUCAUAAGUCACAACGAAACCGUCCAAUGGCUUUACACACUCGUUGGAUCCAAGUUCCGUCUGGUAGUGAAGACAGCUCUGAAACUGUUACUGGUGUUUGUGGAGUACACUGAACCCAACACUGCCCUGCUCAUCCAUGCUGUCAACACCGUGGACACCAAGAGAGGCUGUAAGCUGUGGUCCAAUGCCAUGGAGAUUCUGGAGGAGAAGGAUGGGGUGGACACAGAGCUGCUGGUGUAUGCCAUGACCCUCAUCAACAAGACUCUAGCGGGCCUGCCUGACCAGGACUCAUUCUAUGACGUGGUGGACUGUUUGGAGGAGCAGGGCAUGGAGGCCAUGUCUCAGAGACACCGUAGCAGGAAGGGAACAGACCUGGACCUCAUGGAGCAGUUUAACAUUUACGAGACUGCUCUUCGCCACGAGGACGGGGACGACGAGAGCCAGCCGCCUACCGUGGGUCGGAAGAACCGGCGGCGUGCCAGCGUGGGGGGCACCAACGACCGGCGAGGCCUGGAGAGGAGACGCAGCCGGAGACACUCCCUCCAGAAUGGGAGAGGCCUCACCUCGGCCCCCGCUUCUCCCAGCAGCCCUCACUCUCACGGGGGACACAACGGUAGCUUUCUGCCCUUCGGAGGUCAGGGCAUCGACGACGUUAGCGAAAGAAACACUGGCUCUAACCCCCAGGAUGUCUCUCCCAGUCCCAGAUCUACUUCCCUGGUCAUAGCUCUGGGCUGGGGGAGACUGCCAGGCACUGCCCACCCUCUGGGCCAACAGCACAGCACCUCUGUACCCUCCUCUUCCUCCCUCUCCUGCUCCUCCUCCCCCUCGAGGGGACGUAGUCAGUCCUACCUCCAACCGCCCAAGCCCCUCCCCCACCCCCUCCCACUCCCCCCUGACGUGGACCUGAGCCAGGUGUCUGCCUCUGCUGGGGCCGAGGAGUGUGUUGAGAGGGGCGUGGCCAGACAACAGCGCUACAGCCGACACAUAGGCCACGUCAUGGCGCUCCCUGGCAGGUCCCAGGGUGUAGCCAGCGCCCCCACCACCCCUGUACACCGCUCCCAGGGUGUUGCCAGCGCCCCCACCACCCCUGUACACCGCACCUUUGCCACCUCAGGGGCCCCACAGCUGGACUCCAAGCCUGACAGACCUUCUCUGGGGAGCUUGUUGUCCUCCUCCUACAGACAACACCAGGAGUCUCUGACUGCAGAGAGAGAGAGGAGGAGACAAGAGAGGGAGGAACGACUGCAGAAAAUCGAGAGGGAGGAGAGGACCCGCUUCAAUCGGGAUUACAUGGACAAGAGGGAAGAGACAAGACAGGCCAGAGAAGAGAGAUAUAAGUGUGUUGAGAGGCUCGCAGCAGAGGAGUAUGAGAAAGAGAGAGAGCGCGCGAGAGCGCCACCUAGGGGGCGCACAGAGAUCACCCUGAGUCUGAGCCCCACCCCCUCCAGUCGCUCCGCCUCCCCCCGCUGUGCCACGCCCUCCUCCAUCGCCUCUCCGGAAGACGCUGGCCCCAUUCCAUCCCAGACAUCCCAGACGCAGGGAAGUGAAGUAGACGUAGAGCCAAGCCGUGACCUUCAGACUAGAACUACAAGUCCAGCGCCAGAGUUAAUAGUAUCAGGACCUUCUCCAGAACCCACAGAGCCCCCCUCCCAAACCCCCUCGGCGCCAGGCGAGGAGCAGGCAGAGACAGAGACGCAGACAGAGAAGCAGGAAGUAGCUGAAGUUGAGCCCAAGCAGGAAGUACUAGAGCUAGUGGAGUUAGUGGUAGAUGAACAGACACAGGGUAAAGAGCAGGAAGAAAGUGAGGAGGAGGAGGUGGAGGAGGAGGGAAAGAGGGAGCAGGCUGCGUCGGAGGAGAGGGAGGUGGAGGAGAGACUGGUCCUCCUCAGUGAGAAGGAGAGGCAGAACGAGGAAGUGAAUGAGAAGGAUAACUGUUCUGCCUCCAGUAUCUCCUCAGCCAGUAGCACUCUGGAGAGAGAGGAGAGGGAGGAGAAAGUCAACAGCAACCAUGAACCAGGUACCAGCUGCCCACCAUGCAUUAAGGAGGAAGACGUGAAUGGGCAGUGCAGCAAGAUCCUCAACAGCAAGCGCUUCAUGCUGGACAUGCUCUAUGCCCAGAACAAGACCACUGCCGACGAGGACGAAGAGAAGGCGGGAGAGACGGAACAGACUGAGAAAUGCAAAGAGGGGAUGGAGACGUCAUCACUGGAGGGUCAGGACGGGUCGUCGGUGGCCAGCCUAGCCAGUCGUAUCUCUACACUUGAGGCCAGCAGGCAGGCCUGCGAGGAGAAUGUCAAGAAGAUGGAGGUGCAACACCUGGAGAACCAGGGGAGCGUCAGGGCCGUGGCCGAGAAAUUUGGAGACCUUCAGCAGGGGCAGCUUCAACCUGAUAAAGACAAAGCUCCUCCGGCCCCGUCCUCCUCUCCCCUACCUCCGAAGAAGGAGUCAGAUUAUAUCUGGGACCAACUGAUGGCAGCCCCCAGGGAGCUGCGUAUUAAAGAGAUGGACUUUACAGACCUGGCAGACGAGGAUGAUCUGGACAUCCUAGACGUGGACAGUGUGCUGAUGGGCUCCAGUGACCUGAUGAUCCCUCCCCCUCCUCCCUGUCUCUCCGCCCUGCCCCCUCCCCCUCCCCUGGGCCUGUUUGGCUGCCCCCCACCCCCUCCUGUCCCUGGCAUGAUGCCCCCUCCCCCGCCCUUCAUGCCCCCCGGACCCGCCCAGCCCUACCCGGGGUCCCCCCAGCUGAGCCGGGGGACAGGGGAGCCCCCUCUGUUCCAGAAAAAGAAGAAGACUAUCCGUCUCUUCUGGAACGAGGUAAGGCCCAUGGACGGCCAGUACAGGAACCACAAGCGUUGUAGAGAGUCUCUCUGGUCCAAACUGGAGCCGGUCAAAGUGGACACGUCCAAGCUGGAACACCUGUUUGAAACAAAGUCCAAGGAGCUGCCUGUUACCAAGAAAACAGCAGUGGAUGGGAAACGACAAGAGAUUAUUGUCCUGGACUCCAAACGGAGCAAUGCCAUCAACAUCGGGCUGACCGUCCUCCCCCCUCCCCGCACCAUCAAGACAGCCAUCCUCAACUUUGACGAGUACGCUUUGAACAAGGAGGGGAUCGAGAAAAUCCUGACGAUGAUCCCCACGGAGGAGGAGAAGCAGAGGAUCCAGGAUGCUCAGCUGGUGAACCCUGACGUCCCCCUGGGAUCAGCAGAGCAGUUCCUCCUCACCCUGUCCUCCAUCACGGAGCUGUCCGCCCGGCUGCAGCUCUGGGCCUUCAAGAUGGACUACGAGGUCACGGAGAAGGAAGUGGCAGAGCCUCUGCAGGACCUUAAGGAAGGGAUGGACCAACUGGAGAAGAACAAGACGCUGCGUUACAUCCUGUCCACGCUGCUGGCUAUAGGCAACUUCCUUAACGGAUCCAACGCGAAGGGCUUUGAGCUGGGUUACCUGGAGAAGGUUCCGGAGGUAAAGGACACGGUUCAUAAGCAGUCUCUACUGCACCAUGCCUGUUCCAUUGUGGUGGAGAAGUUUCCAGACAGCUCAGACCUGUACUCUGAGAUAGGAGCCAUCACCCGCUCGGCUAAGGUGGACUUCGACCAGCUCCAAGACAACCUGAGCCAGAUGGAGCGACGCUGCAAAGCAUCGUGGGACAACCUCAAGGUCAUCGCCAAGCACGAGAUGAAGCCUGCGCUCAAACAGAAGAUGUCUGACUUCCUAAAGGACUGUGCAGAGAGAAUCAUCAUAUUGAAGAUAGUCCAUCGGAGAAUUAUCAACCGGUUCCAUGCCUUCCUGUUGUUCCUGGGCCAUCCAGCGUACGCUGUGCGGGAGGUCAGCAUCCACCGCUUCAGUAAGAUCCUCAGUGAGUUUGCCCUGGAGUACCGGACCACGCGGGAACGCGUCCUGCAACAGAAACAGAAGAGGGCCAACCACAGAGAGAGGAACAAGACCAGAGGAAAGAUGAUCACAGAUGAUGGAAAGUUUGGCGGUAGCGCCCCGGGGCCUGUAAGCCAGGAGGGCGUGCUGACGCAGGGUCUGCAGUACGCAGAGGAUGCAGCGGAGCAUGAGAACAUGAAGGCAGUGCUGAAGAGCAGUUUGCAGGGCUGCAGUGACAGUGGAGCGUCCACCGUGCCAGGCCUACGUACACGCACCAGAGCCAGCAGACCAGGCCGUGUGGGUCCUUGGGGCUCAUCAGUGAUUGAAGACCCACCUAAUUGCACAGACGCUGCAGAUGAGAUCAUGGAGCGCAUCGUCAGGUCAGCCACUCAGGGGCCCAGGACACGGACAGAGCCUCGCGAGAGGAAGAGGUCCAGAGCCAACCGCAAGUCACUGAGAAGAACACUGAAAAGCGGUCUGACGCCAGAGGAGGCCAAUGCCUUGGGGUUGUCCAGUGGUUCAGAGAUGGCUGUGUGACAGGAAGAGAAGUAGAGCUGGAUCCGGCAGCACAGCACACACAGACACCUGGGAAACCCUCUUACCGCCCUUCACUGACCCCUGACCUCUAACCCCUGCUCAUCCAGCCAGCCCGUCAACCGCUGCACCAUAGCUUAGCUUGGUAUUUCCCCUGGUUCAGCUUUAUGAUGACUGUAGCUCACCUUUCUGUCUGUGGUUUGUGCAGGUAGCUGUGACACAGUGUGUCACCUGGUUAAGAUGGUAAACAAUGUUCAGGAAGAGACCAUGAGGAAUAUGGUCCUCACCCAGGAUAAUAGAUGGUUUUCA
Messenger RNA from Salvelinus namaycush (lake trout), 5259 nucleotides. RefSeq names its product formin homology 2 domain containing 3b (gene fhod3b). Gene Ontology annotation, molecular function: actin filament binding. Lineage: Eukaryota; Metazoa; Chordata; Actinopteri; Salmoniformes; Salmonidae. Gene Ontology annotation, biological process: sarcomere organization; cardiac myofibril assembly; cortical actin cytoskeleton organization. Gene Ontology annotation, cellular component: cytoskeleton; cytoplasm. The transcript has 28 exons. The record is from RefSeq and is a predicted model, not a curated record. Bases 1 to 4953 code for a protein of 1650 amino acids.